AUGUCGCAGCAUUUCGUAUCGAUAUUUGAAAACCUGCGCUUUGUGGCCAUCAAUCGAACCUCAAAAGCGCAGCAGCAACAACAACAGCAGCAGCAGCAGCAGCAACAGCAGCAGCAACAGUCGCCAGUGGCCGCAGCCAAGUCGAAUAGCAACAGAAUCAAAGCGCAAGCAACGCCAACACUUAAUGGCAAUGGACCCGCACUCUUGAGCACAAAUGCUGAUGGGCAUGGAGCUGCUGCUGCUGCUGAAGUAGCUGCAGCCACAAGCAGCACAGCAGCAGCAACAACAAUGGGAGCUAGUGGCAGCGGCGCCAGCGUUGGCGGCACGCCAUUGAAAAGCCACAAGCGCGCAAGCAUCUCGACUGCUGCCUCGCCGCAAAGUGCGCGUGAAAGACGUGGCACCAACACCAGCAUAGUUGUUGAGCUGGAUGCAGGCGGAGGUGGAGGCGGAGGAGCUACAGGAAUUCAUGGAGCUGGCGCUUCGGGUAGCGGCACUGCAUCGAGCAAAAGUUCACGCGAACUUUCGCCCACCCCGAAAAAUCAACAGCCAAGAAAAAUGUCACAGGAUUAUCGCUCGCGUGCCGGCAGCUUCAUGCACAUGGACGACGAGGGACGCAGCCUGCUGAUGCGCAAGCCCAUGCGGCUAAAGAACAUCGAGGGUCGCCCCGAGGUCUACGAUACGCUGCACUGCAAGGGGCGCGAGAUAUUGAGCUGCUCCAAAGCCACCUGCACGAGCAGCAUCAUGCAUCUGGGCAAUGCGCCCGUGGAAGCGCGUAAAACGGAUUUGGUGCUGGAGCAUGCAAAGGAUUUUCUGGAGCAGUACUUCACCUCGAUUAAGCGCUCCUCGUCGGCGGCGCAUGAGACGCGCUGGAAACAAGUGCGCCAGAGCAUUGAGUCGUCAGCCUGUUACCAACUAACCGAAACGGAGCUCAUCUAUGGCGCCAAAUUGGCCUGGCGUAACUCAUCCCGCUGCAUUGGUCGCAUACAGUGGUCCAAGCUGCAGGUAUUUGACUGUCGUUAUGUGACCACAACCAGCGGCAUGUUUGAGGCUAUUUGCAAUCACAUCAAAUAUGCAACCAACAAGGGCAAUCUCAGAUCUGCCAUCACAAUAUUUCCACAACGCACCGAUGGGCGUCACGAUUAUCGCAUUUGGAAUAAUCAGUUGAUUUCCUAUGCUGGCUAUAAGCAGACCGAUGGCAAAAUAAUUGGCGAUCCAAUGAAUGUGGAAUUCACAGAGGUUUGCACCAAGUUGGGCUGGAAGGGCAAGGGCAGCGAGUGGGACAUUUUACCGCUGGUGGUAUCGGCCAAUGGUCACGAUCCGGACUAUUUUGAUUAUCCGCCGGAGCUAAUAUUGGAAGUGCCGCUAAGUCAUCCCAAAUUUGAGUGGUUUACGGAUUUGGGCUUACGCUGGUAUGCACUGCCCGCCGUAUCGAGCAUGCUGUUCGAUGUGGGCGGCAUACAGUUUACGGCAACCACAUUCAGUGGCUGGUACAUGUCAACGGAGAUUGGCUGUCGGAAUUUAUGCGACACAAAUCGUCGCAAUAUGUUGGAGACAGUGGCGUUGAAAAUGCAGCUGGAUACACGCACACCCACAUCCUUGUGGAAGGACAAGGCGGUGGUGGAGAUGAACAUUGCCGUGUUGCAUUCGUAUCAGAGCCGCAAUGUGACCAUUGUGGAUCAUCAUACGGCCAGCGAAAGUUUUAUGAAACAUUUCGAGAACGAAUCGAAAUUGCGCAAUGGCUGCCCCGCGGAUUGGAUAUGGAUUGUGCCGCCGCUAUCUGGCUCAAUAACGCCCGUGUUCCAUCAGGAGAUGUCGUUGUACUAUUUAAAGCCCUCAUUUGAAUAUCAGGAUCCCGCUUGGCGCACACAUGUGUGGAAAAAGGGACGCGGCGAUAGCAAAAGCAAGAAGCCUCGACGCAAAUUCAAUUUUAAACAAAUCGCCAGAGCUGUAAAAUUUACAUCGAAAUUAUUUGGACGCGCUCUGUCGAAACGCAUCAAAGCAACUGUGCUCUAUGCCACCGAGACUGGCAAAUCGGAGCAGUAUGCCAAGCAAUUAUGUGAGCUAUUGGGACAUGCCUUCAAUGCACAGAUAUAUUGCAUGUCCGAUUACGAUAUAUCCUCCAUUGAGCACGAGGCUUUGCUGAUUGUGGUGGCCUCGACCUUUGGCAACGGUGAUCCACCCGAAAAUGGCGAGCUAUUCUCACAGGAGCUGUAUGCGAUGCGUGUGCAGGAGUCGAGCGAGCAUGUACUACAGGAUUCCAGCAUGGGGGUCAGCUCGUCCAAGUCGUUUAUGAAGGCCAGCUCCAGGCAGGAUUUCAUGAAACUGCCGCUGCAACAAGUGAAGAGAAUCGAUCGCUGGGACUCGCUGCGUGGCUCCACCUCGGACACGUUUACGGAUGAAACAUUUGGGCCGCUCUCCAAUGUUCGCUUUGCCGUCUUCGCUUUGGGCUCAUCGGCAUAUCCGAAUUUCUGCGCUUUCGGGCAGUAUGUGGACAAUAUAUUGGGUGAGCUGGGUGGCGAGCGGCUGCUGAAGGUCGCCUAUGGCGAUGAGAUGUGCGGACAGGAGCAAUCGUUUCGCAAAUGGGCGCCAGAGGUUUUUAAGCUGGCAUGCGAAACCUUCUGCCUGGAUCCGGAUCAGAGCCUGUCGGACGCUUCGCUGGCACUACAGAACGAGUCCCUGACGGUGAACACAGUGCGUCUGGUGCCCUCAGUGAGCAACGCGACGCUGGACAGCGCACUCUCCAAGUAUCACAACAAGAAGGUGCAUUGCUGCAAGAUCAAGGCGCAGCCGCUUAAUCUCACCAAGCUGAGCGAGGGCUCCAAGACAACGAUGCUGCUGGAGAUAUGCGCACCAGGGCUGGAGUACGAGCCGGGCGAUCAUGUGGGCAUCUUUCCAGCGAAUCGUGCGCAAAUUGUGGAGGGGCUGCUGCAGCGGCUGGUGGGCGUGGAUAAUCCCGAUGAGGUGCUGCAGCUGCAGCUGCUCAAGGAGAAGCAAACCUCCAAUGGCAUCUUCAAGUGCUGGGAGCCGCACGACAAGAUACCCGCCGAUACGCUGCGUAAUCUGCUGGCGCGUUUCUUUGAUCUGACCACGCCGCCAUCGCGACAGCUGCUAACGCUGCUCGCUGGAUUCUGUGAGGAUGCUGCGGAUACGGAGCGGCUGCAGCUGCUGGUCACAGACUCGUCGGCGUAUGAGGACUGGCGUCACUGGCGCUUGCCGCAUUUGCUUGAUCUGCUGCAGGAGUUCCCCUCCUGUCAUCCGCCGGCUGCGCUGGUGCUCGCCCAUCUGACUCCACUUCAAGCUCGCUUCUACUCCAUCAGCAGCUCGCCGCGUCGCGUCAGCGAUGAAAUCCACUUGACAGUGGCCAUUGUCAAAUAUCGCUGCGAGGAUGGCCAAGGCGACGAGCGCUAUGGCGUGUGUUCCAACUACUUGGCCGGACUGCGUGCCGACGACGAUCUUUACAUGUUUGUGCGCAGCGCUUUGGGCUUUCAUCUGCCGGCGGAUCGCAGUCGUCCGGUGGUGCUCAUAGGUCCCGGCACGGGCAUAGCUCCGUUUCGCUCCUUCUGGCAGGAGUUCCAGGUGCAGCGUGAGGUGGACACGGCCGUGGCCUUGCCCAAGCUUUGGCUCUUCUUUGGCUGUCGCAAUCGCGAUGUGGAUUUGUAUGCUGAGGAAAAGGCGCAACUGCUGCAGGAUCAGAUACUAGAUCGUGCUUUUCUGGCUUUAUCGCGUGAGCCAGAUAUACCCAAGACAUAUGUACAGGAUCUGAUUGAGCAGGAAUUUGAUGCGUUGUACAAUUUGAUUGUGCAGCAGCGGGGACACGUGUAUGUCUGCGGGGAUGUCACCAUGGCCGAGCAUGUCUACCAGACCAUCAGAAAGUGCAUUGCAUUGAAGGAGCAGAAGACCGAAGCGGAAGUUGAAACCUUCUUGUUAACCUUGCGCGACGAGAAUCGCUAUCAUGAGGACAUCUUCGGCAUCACGCUGCGCACAGCUGAGAUACAUACAAAGUCACGUGCCACCGCAAGGAUUCGCAUGGCAUCGCAGCCAUAGAAUAGCUGAAGUGCGUUUACUUUGGCUUGAAGUGAUGUAAAAAAUGCUCAACAUAAACAUAAAAAUAUUGCAUUAUGCAGUAAUAAUUGAAUACGAUUAUGAUAAUAUUUAUUUAGACAUUUUUU
Drosophila busckii is the source of this 4169-nucleotide messenger RNA. It is a transcript of the gene Nos, whose product is annotated as nitric oxide synthase. Bases 1 to 4044 code for a protein of 1347 amino acids. The transcript is spliced from 18 exons. Gene Ontology annotation, biological process: nitric oxide biosynthetic process. Gene Ontology annotation, molecular function: flavin adenine dinucleotide binding; nitric-oxide synthase activity; FMN binding. The record is from RefSeq and is a predicted model, not a curated record. NCBI's taxonomy places the organism in Eukaryota, Metazoa, Arthropoda, Insecta, Diptera, Drosophilidae.